CAACGUGGGAUUUAUCCAAUCAAAUGUAUUUAACAAUGCAACUCUUCUUGCUGCCAUUGUUGUUGUUACUGCUGCUGUUACUCUGCCACGCCCCCGUCCCCGCCCACUGUCAGUUGCAAUGCAAUGGCACCAAUCGCCAAAAGCGUCUUGUCAUACGCAAUCCGGAAACUCGACAGCUGGCCAAUCUGGACAGCUGCCAGUAUAACGUGGCAUCGUGGAGCACGCAAGUGUGUCAAGUGCGCAUCGAUUUCGAGCGAUUUGAGCUGCCACAGCCACAGCUUCUUGGCAACGGGGAGCAGCUACUGGAGUGCGUGGACUAUUUGCAAGUGCAGCGUUUCAAGCUGUGCGGUCGCAACACCGGCCAACACAUCUAUGUGCCUUUAAAGCACGGCGAACUACUCGAGUUGCACUUCAGUCUCAGUUCACGCUCCUCGCAGUCGACGUGGCAGCUGCGACUGACGCAGCUGGAGUGCCCGCAAGAGUCAAAAGCACUAGAUGGCUCAGCCGCGACAAAUAAAAUUCCGCUGUUUCCCACUGUGCGUCCAAUGCUGCCCUUCUUGGGCGGUCGUCUGCCACGCACCUUCUUUGGUUUCAAUGGCAGUCCAGGACCUGCCGAGCAGCUGCUCCAAUCGCUAACUGCGAGUCCUGACGAGGAUUAUGACUUGCUCGCCCCGCUGGGCUGUGAUCAGUUCUAUCGUAGCACGAAUGGUGGCAUUGUCAGUUUCAACUAUGCGGGAGGAAUAUAUAUGCCCAACAUGAAUUACGCAAUCUGUGUCCAAUCGAAGGGCCAGAGCGAAAUAAGCUACACCAUCGAUCAUUUUGCAUUGUCCACGAAUAGGGAUGAUACGGGUCCGGGCUACGACACGGAUUGCCACAGCACCGUACGCACUACUGGCCGUGCCUCCGACUAUUUGCUCAUUCCGAACUCGUACAUGGCCAACAAUGUGGCGCUGCAGCCAACUUAUUACUGCGGCAGUGGACUCGUCGGCACCAAACUGCGUGCCCGCGCACCCUUUAUCAUAUACUUUUCCAGCGAUGCACAGACAAAUAUGUCGGAAACGGGCUUUCAACUGACCUAUAAUGUCGAACAGCAGUCGCGCGCACAAGCCCAAGCCGAGUUGUAAAUACUAAAAUAUUCAAUUGCCGAUGUUUGUGUUUACAUAUGCAAAAUAAAGCGACGCAUUUUAACUAAA
This is a messenger RNA of Scaptodrosophila lebanonensis, 1193 nucleotides long. RefSeq lists its product as uncharacterized. The transcript is spliced from 2 exons. The record is from RefSeq and is a predicted model, not a curated record. Lineage: Eukaryota; Metazoa; Arthropoda; Insecta; Diptera; Drosophilidae. Bases 24 to 1124 code for a protein of 366 amino acids.